Molecule: messenger RNA, 2555 nt
Organism: Elgaria multicarinata webbii
Lineage: Eukaryota; Metazoa; Chordata; Lepidosauria; Squamata; Anguidae
Gene: PRELID2
Product: PRELI domain containing 2
Exons: 6
Coding region: 71-595 (174 amino acids)
Biological process (GO): phospholipid transport
Cellular component (GO): mitochondrial intermembrane space
Molecular function (GO): phosphatidic acid transfer activity
Source: RefSeq, a predicted model, not a curated record
AACCUUGACUGGCUUUUGAAGACAAAUUGCCCAGUUACCCUCCUUAGGUGAGUUACUGCUGAAAGUUACCAUGGCUGCUGUUUCUCCUCCCUGGGCAUCUGCGAGAGUCCUUUCCCUGAGAGCCAAUCUCUUAUCAGCUGGGUCUUUCAGACUGGAAUGGCAAAAGAACAGUAGGAAUACCCUGGGCAGAGGAAAAGAUUUGUCUACAGGAAUCAUAUACCGGAAAAGGAUUGCAACAUGCCAGAAUGUAAUUCCACAGAUUUUAAGGAAGAUCAGUGUCCUAAAAGUGCCUGAGGUUUACUUAGAAGAAGAAUCUUGGCUUAAUAUGCAGGAAAGAAUUAUGUCUAUGAAGACUCGGUGUCUUACUUGGACAGAGUAUGCCAGUCUGAAAGAAGAGUCCAUCUUCAGAGAAAGCUCGGAGAAUCCAAAUUGGACAGAGUUCAUUCAGAAAGGGAGAAUAUCAAUAAAAGGGGCAGGACUGCUGAAUUGCUUCCUGGAAGUUUUUGCACAAACCUUUUUAAAUCAAGGAGUCAAAAAGAGUAUUUCAAUAAUGGAGAAACUUCUACAAGAACAGUGUGGGAGCCCGUUUUUGUAACCGGAAAAACAGGAGAAAUCUCCAUGUGUCUGAAGUUGAACCACAGCAAUAUGUCCUUAUUACCAAACCUGAUUCUUCAUGAAGUUAACUUUAUGGGUUAUUCUAACGCAGGAAGAAAGAAUGGGCAAAAUAAGACAAUGGUCUACAAACUACUUUCAAUAACGUCAUUUAAAAGAGCAUGCUUCAGUAUAAUCACGGAUAAUGGAAGGGUAUUUUGAAAAAUGCAUCUGUGUGUACUUCUGCUAUCUCCAAAGACUUAAGUGUUCACGGAAAAUCAUCAAAAUGAAAAAUAACCCUUUGGUUUUGUGGAGAGACUUAUCAGGCAAGAGGAACAGAAUUUUCCUUUAUUUUAAUAUAUUCACUUUUGCCCAGGACAGAGAAUCUAUUCCAUAGCAGUGCAACUGAAACUGAGAUAUUUUAUUAGCAGGUACUGUGAAUUUAUAUCACAUGAAAACUCCACAAGAAUUCAAGAUUUUAAAUUUUUCUAGUUUCUCGUAUUCUGCAAAAACAUUCUUAAUACAAGUGCUAUUCAUGUAUUUCAAGUUUGCCAGUAUAUUCCUCUAAAGUAGCUUUCUUAGGCCUUAGCUAGACCUAAGGAUUAUCCCAGGCAAAUGGAGGGGUCGUCCCUGCCUACUCCUGGGAUCCCCUGCGUGUCAUUUGGAUGCACAGGGAUGAUCCCGGGACAAUCCCAGGAUAUAGGCCUGGUCUAGCCAUGGCCUGAGUCUGUUAAAGCUUUGAAACUAAGGACCUUUAAAUUUUCUGUCUUAAUACUGAACUCCAGUGGCAACACUUCUUAGAUGGCAACCUUGUUCAGUCUUUCUGUGCUGAUAUGUUUAAUAGGUAGGUUUAAAGUACGCUCAAAAUAUAUUGGCCUCUUAAUUAAAUGGUAGGUUUACUUGAGGGCUCAGGUUCUAGUUUUCUAACAUAAACCUUGUAUGUUCCCCCCCCCCCUUCAUUUUGUGUUCUUAAACCAUUCUGUCUACAUGAACUAUGAAAUUUUAUAGGAAUAUCCUCAUCUAAAAUGAAAGCAAACCAAAGCCAGAUUCUAAAACACUUAGUAGUCCAUAAUAGAGUUUGCCCAGUUGAAUCUAUUGGGGGGAUCAUGCUGCUAAUAAGUAUUUAAAUGUCUCCAUGUACAACAUAAUACUGUUAGCUGAAAUGCCGGGAGGAGUGUUUAUAUCUGUCCAGAGUUGGUAACUCCUCUGCAUUGGGUAGACAUUGUAAAUAUGAUAUGGUCUGUGGAGUGAUACUAAGGGUAAACUCCCAGUGUUAGAAAUAUUUUAGUCUUGGCUAAAUAAAAUUGUGUCCUGGAGUAGUGGAGAGGAUUAUGUUGUUUUGGCAUAAAAUCAUGUCCGUUUCAACCUUGUCACCAGCAGUUUUAUGACUGAGAUUACUGGAGCAGUCUGGAUUAAAUUUAUAUUUACCAGGCACAGCAGUUAUGUCAGGUCACUUUUAAUUCAUUUCCUUCAGCAAUAAGCCAGCCUAACCAGUCAUUUGAACAGCUAUUUGAUGACAGCUGGCUAAUGGGACUGAAAAGUGUGCCAGCUCCCCUGCUGGUUGCAUCCCCUUCCUGUUUUUUCUUGCUAAACAUGUUGAGGGCAGGAAGUGGGAAAGAGGGACACAUCUUUAUAGGCUGUGCUACAGUUGUGGCCUUCCUCCCUUGAUCUACAAGUAUUAAAAUAGAAAGAAGACACGGGAAGAUUCAUGUGUAUUUGAACUCAAAUGAAAACAGGGCUGGGAUACGGGUGUUGCCGCUGAUAGUAUACCUGAAACUAUGGAGAGCAAAUGAAGAACCCACUUCACUUUGAAACAAAAUCACUUCCCCACCCCCCACUCUAUCCAUUACUAUCCAAAAACAAGGCAGAAGCAGCUUUCAUGUGAUUGAGCCCCCAUGGGAAGUUGUUAAGACGUGAAUCACCUUGUUAAACAAUUGUGAAUAAAUUUCAGUAUUGUACCAACA